AUGCGAUUCACAUCUUUACCCUCGGCCCUCCUGCUUGGACUCGCCUUGCACAUUGGAGUAGAAGGUGCAGGCUUGGAGGACAAGAAACCCAAGCCUGUAGACCCAUGUACUAUUUCAUCGACGACAGGAUCUUUCUUUGAUCUGAGACCAUUAUCGAUACAAGCUCCAGAAGAAGGGAAGAAACCUGCCAAAAAUGCGAAGACGGACAGUUGGCAUGCAAGAGGAUAUGAUUACAAGGGAAAUUUUACACUGAACGUGUGCGCGCCAGUGGUAGAAGAAGUGAAGGAUUUUGUUGGAGUAGACAAAAACUAUUGGAAGAACGUGAGCGCUUUUUAUGAAUAUGACGGAAAGAAGUAUUCCGUAGGACAACAAUCAGGAAACUUAACACUCCGCGGAAGAAAGCUUGUUGUAGAGUAUACUAAUGGAUCGCCAUGUGGAGGAAAGAACAAAAAAAGAAGCUGGGACGAUGACGAUGACGAUGACGACGACGACGAUGACGGUAAAUCCAUACGCCGUAAAUCUAGCAUAAUAUCUUUCCACUGCGAGAAAGAUCCACUCGCUACUGCAUCCGCCUCAUAUGUAGGAUCCGAUCCAGAAGAAUGCGCCUAUUUCUUCGAAGUGCGCUCACAAGCUGCUUGCGGAGGCUCCGAACCUGCCAAACAGACUGUAGGUCCGGGCGCUGUCUUCGCCAUCAUAGGAGUUAUUGCCAUAAUGGUAUAUUUCCUCGGUGGUGUUUUCUAUCAACGAAACGUCGCGCAUGCAAGAGGGUGGAGACAAUUGCCCAAUUAUAGCUUCUGGGCUAGCAUAGGAGAUUUCAUAAAGGUGAGCUGCAAAAAAUGUCUUAUGAGAUCAGCACCACAACUCUUUCCCCGUGUAGCGUCCGUUCGGGAUGGCUCGUCGAUAUUGCCGACGAUGGAGGUGAGGGGAAUGUCGAAUCGCAGGUCGCAGAAGUCGUAUAUACGUUCCGAGUAAUCCCAUACACGGAACACAAGUUCUCUCAUGUGGGAGGACGCAGUUUUUUAUAUAUAUUCAAAAUAAUUGAGCGAGCGAACAGCGACAUUCAGCAUAGCAUUUUUCUUUCGAUUUUCAGGCUGCAAUUAGGAUAGGCAUUCAGCAUUAUAGCAUACAAUACCCGGCGUUUCAAUCAAAGAUUAUCACAAUCUUACUUUUUCACUACUUAUCGCAAUGAAACCUCUCACAAGCGUGUCAAAUUCAAGCUGCAUCCAUAAUCAAAUAUUGCUAUUUGCAUAUUUCUCUUUGUCUGCGCAUACCGCUAUCCAUCUAUCUAUCCAUUUAUACAGAAGAAUAAAGUCUUGGCGAAAAGCAUAACUAACACUAAUCAGGACGUUUUCAUCAUCGCUACUUCAUCAUGCUCAAGAUGUCUACCAACCCAUAGGGGAUACAAUGCCUUGAGUAUCUCUGCAAAUGGAAAUUCUGGAGAUGGAAGUAAUGGUAGAGGGAGUGGGAGGGAUAGAGGCGUUAGUGCAAAUGAAAGUGGGAGGAGAAAUUCGGGGAGCGAGGAUGAAAAUCGUUUGAUUGAUCAAUUGGAUGAGGAGUGGGAUGAUUAG
Messenger RNA from Botrytis porri, 1568 nucleotides. RefSeq lists its product as uncharacterized. Gene Ontology annotation, biological process: vacuolar transport. The transcript has 2 exons. The record is from RefSeq and is a predicted model, not a curated record. The coding region runs from base 1 to 972 and encodes 323 amino acids. Lineage: Eukaryota; Fungi; Ascomycota; Leotiomycetes; Helotiales; Sclerotiniaceae.